Molecule: messenger RNA, 462 nt
Organism: Staurois parvus
Lineage: Eukaryota; Metazoa; Chordata; Amphibia; Anura; Ranidae
Source: the annotation of a GenBank genome assembly
GGUGCGCUGUGUCCCUCGGACACAGCGGAUCACUGAUCAUGGAAAGAGCCGAAGAUGUCGGCUCGGUCAUGUGAUCAGCUGUGUCCAAUCACAGCUGAUCACAUCAGUGCCACCUGUCAAAGUCCAUCAGUGCCAGCUGUCAGUGCCGAUCAGUGCCACGUGCCAGUGCCUAUCAGUGCCACAUCAAUGCCACAUAUCAGAGCAUACCAGUGCACAUCAAUGUCACAUAUCAGUGCCCAUCUGAGCUGCCUUUCAGUGUCAUCCAUCAGUGCCAGUCAGUGCCACCUAUCAGUGCUGCCAAUCAGUGCCACCUAUCAGUGCCAGUCAGUGCCGCCUAUCAGUGCCAAUCAGUGCCACCUAACAGUGCCAUAUAUCAGUGCCAUGUAUCAGUGCUGCCUUUCAGUGCCCAGUGAUGCCUGUUAAUGCCCAUCAGUGCCACCUACCAGUGCCUCCUCAUCAGUG